AAAAGUGUGUGAUCAACAAACGUCUAACUAGAGAAUGGAACUGAGUUUGGUUUGUAUGGUCCAUACUACACGUACACCAGUCUCUUACAGCCUUUUUCUUGAUCCAAAAAUAUUUUAAAGUGGAUGGAGAUUUUAGGGUUUGUCUUUCUAGACGAAGGGAAAUAGAUACUCCUCCAUCUUCCACUUUCUUUUCUUUUUCUCUGAUUAUCAAUACAAUAUACAAUCUUUAGAAAGAAACAGAAAUGGCAGGCACAAUAGGGAGAAAUCUCCAUCUCUGCUUUACCAAGAUCAAACGGCCUUUAGACUCCCAAUCUCCCUCUACUCCUCUAUCUUCCCACGAUCAUAGCGAUCCACUUAUCAUAAAAAGCUAUAACUCUCUUUAUGAUGACACCUUAGACUCCUCCGCUUUCAAAUCCCCGUCUUCCUCCUCCUUCUCCUCUGCUUCCGCUGCCGCCGUUUCCUCCUCUGAACCUGAUUUCGCUACCGUAUAUGCCUCCCAACGGUUUUUCUUCUCUUCCCCAGGCAGCUCCAACUCCAUAAUCGAAUCUACACCAUCCAUUGCUACUCCUACAGAAUCAUCUGACUCGCUAGUUAGUAGUGCGGCGGAUGCGCCGCUUUCAGACAGUAGUAAUACGAUGAACCAAUCGAACUGUUCCUCGUCUUUAGAGUCUUGGAACUCAUCGACAGUUAAAGAUAGUGUAGCGGUCCCCACAUACUCGCCGGACCCGUACUUGGACUUUAGGCGAUCCAUGCAGGAGAUGGUGGAGGCGCGGCGAUUGGAGGACGUGAAAGCCAAUUGGGACUACUUGCAUGAGCUUCUCUUGUGUUAUCUUGCGCUAAAUCCUAAGAAUACACAUAAAUUUAUUGUUCGAGCUUUUGCUGACCUUCUUGUCAGUCUGUUGGCCUCGCCGCCUCAGUUACCGGCAGAGGAGAAUGAUUCGGACGCCGGUGGUUGCGAAAUUUCGCGGCAAUGCACGUAACAUGUAAUGUGGGUGUGUCGGACAAUGAUUGGGUAAUGUUUUUGCAUUUGAUUUGGCAAAAUAUUUAAAAAGAUGGCCCUUCUCUUUUUGUCUUUUAUGGUAUUGCCUUAUCUCUUACAUUAUUUUGCUUUUCA
Messenger RNA from Jatropha curcas, 1114 nucleotides. Its product is annotated as transcription repressor OFP16. NCBI's taxonomy places the organism in Eukaryota, Viridiplantae, Streptophyta, Magnoliopsida, Malpighiales, Euphorbiaceae. Gene Ontology annotation, biological process: negative regulation of DNA-templated transcription. The record is from RefSeq and is a predicted model, not a curated record.